ACUCUCUUCACAUUCAGUAAAUAAAAUUUAUUUCUUCAAUAAAAUCAACACGACAAAUCAUUUUAUUAAGAUCAACACAUGACUCAAAUAACACAUGAGAUGAAAAAGGAAGUGGAUUCUCUCCAUUGGAAUUGUCUCAAUUUUCUCAAUUGUUACAUCUUAACCACAAACUCAAUGUCAUCUUUUCUUUACAAUUUUAUAUCUAUUUAUUCUUCCAUGUUUAAUGAUUUAGAUAUAACAAUCGAGAGAAAUUGAGAAAAUUUAAUGAUUUAGAUAUAACAAUCGAGAGAAAUUGAGAGAAUUUCACUUCAAAUAAUUCAUUUCUAAAAAUCACUUAUUCAAAUAAAAGAGGAAGAAAAAAAAUACAAUUUAGAGAUUUCAUAUGCCAAAAUUGACCAUAAAUCACCGUCUUAAAUAUAAAGAAGAGGGGGAAAAUGGUGAUGGCCAAGUUAAAAGAAGAGAAGAAAAAAUUGAUAAUGAUAAUGUUAUUAAAAUGUUGAGGAGUGUGGACAAAUAAAUCUAGCCCCACGAAAUAGAGAGGGGCAUUAACUUAUUACUAAUAAAAAUCGAAUUUUAAAACUCUUCUCUUUCAUAAUAUAUAAAAUAUUCCUCUAGGGACGACCCCAUAUUCCUUGGUGCAAGAUUUCCACAAGAUCCUACCACAAAAGACCUUCUACGUCAAGCAUUAUGCCUACAGCCACCAUUGGAAAAUCCAAACAUAUGACAUUUUACAGGAAGCAACGUAUGGUCCUAGCUUAGAACAUUCUUUUGUUCCUAUGUUUCUUUCUUUUUUAAAUAUAGAUAGACUAUACAUUUUUACCCAAAUAAAAAAUACAUAUUUGUUCAAUCAAAAGACAAAUUCACACUUGGACAUCACGUAUAUUCAUUAUAUAUAUGUACUCUAUGCUAUAUAGCAAAUUACAUUGCAAUUGCAACAACAAACAAUUAACUAACAUGGCUUUCACAAUUUCAUAUUUUUUCCUAGCCUACUUGUUAUUUCCCUUCCAAUGUUCAUCUUCAUUAUCAUCAUUGAACAAAGGGUCCUCUCUUUCAGUAGAGAAGUAUGCUGAAGAUGUAAUUGUUUCUUCAAAUGGAAUGUUCUCAGCUGGCUUCUUUCAAGUUGGUGAAAAUGCUUUUUCCUUUGGAAUAUGGUUCACUGAACUGCAGCCUCACACUCACAACCCUGCCACUAUUGUUUGGACAGCAAACCGUGACAACCCUGUAAAUGGUAAGCUCUCAAAGCUUUCCCUCUUAAACACAGGUAAUAUCCUUUUGCUUGAUGCCGGUCAAAACAACAUUUGGUCUUCAAACACAGAAUCAAACACUCCACUAGAGUUGUAUCUAAAAGAAGAUGGCAAUCUUGUGUUACGUGAGCUUCAAGGUACUACGAUCUUGUGGCAAAGCUAUGAUUUUCCAACAAAUACUCUCCUUCCUAAUCAACCUCUCACUAGAUACACAAAACUUGGUUCCUCAAGAAGUCAGAGUAAUCAUUCUUCUGGCUUCUAUAAGUUGUUUUUUGAUGAUAACAAUAUUAUUCGUCUAGAAUAUGAUGGUCCUGAUGUUUCAAGCACAUAUUGGCCACCACCAUGGUUGUUAAGUUGGCAAGCUGGAAGGUUCAAUUAUAAUAGUAGUAGAAUUGCUUUGUUGGAUUCUCAUGGAAAGUUUAUUUCAUCUGAUAAUUACAUUUUUUCCACAUAUGAUUACGGUACGGUUAUGCAAAGAAGAUUAACCAUGGAUUCUGAUGGUAAUAUUCGUGUUUACAGUCGAAAAAGUUUGUUAGAAAAUUGGUAUGUUUCAUGGCAAGUCAUAUAUGAUACAUGCACCAUUCAUGGAAUUUGUGGUGAAAAUAGCACUUGUAGCUAUCAUCCGAAAAAGGGUAAGAAGUGUUCUUGUUUGCAAGGAUAUAAAGUGAAGAACCAUAAUGAUUGGUCUUAUGGUUGUGAGCCUAUGUUUGAUUUUACUUGCAAUAGAAGUCAUUCUACCUUUUUAAAAUUACCAGGUUUUGAGCUUUAUGGUUAUGACAUUAAUUUUGUUGAAAAUAGUACCUACAAAAAUUGCGAGACUUUAUGUUUGCAAGAUUGUAACUGCAAAGGAUUCCAACACACAUUUGAAAGGGACCAAGGCAUCUUCAAAUGCUAUACAAAGCUAAAUUUGUUGAAUGGGAGGUAUUCACCAAGUUUUCGAGGAACAACUUACUUGAGACUUCCAAAAGGUAAUAACUUCACUAAACAAGAGUCUAUGAGUGUAGAAGACCGUGUUUGUUUGGUCCAAAUUCACAAAGACUAUGCCAAAAAACCAAUAAACAAUACGGUGAAGUUUUUCCUUUGGCUUUCAAUUGCAAUUGGUUGUUUUGAAUUAGUUUGCUUUUUUGUGGUUUUUGUUUUUUUAUUCAAGACCACGAAAAAAACUACUUCGGAUCAAAAUAGCUAUCAUCAUACAUUAUUGGGAUUCAGAAGAUACAGUUACUCGGAGUUGAAGGUGGCAACCAAGAAUUUCAGUAAUGAGAUUGGAAAAGGCGGAGGAGGGGUUGUAUACCUAGGUACAUUGCCGGAUCAAAGACAAGCAGCAAUAAAGAGAUUGAAUGAAGCUAAUCAAGGGGAAGGAGAGUUUCUUGCUGAAGUAAGCAUCAUCGGAAGGCUCAAUCACAUGAACUUAAUUGAAAUGUGGGGAUAUUGUGUUGAAGGUAAGCAUAGAAUUUUGGUAUAUGAGUACAUGAAGAAUGACUCUUUAGCUGAAAAUCUUUCAUCUAAAACUAACAUGCUUGAUUGGAGUAAAAGGUAUGAUAUUGCUUUAGGAACAGCUAGAGUCCUAGCUUAUCUACAUGAAGAAUGUUUGGAGUGGAUUUUACAUUGUGAUAUAAAGCCUCAAAAUAUACUUCUUGAUUCUAACUAUCAACCCAAGUUAGCAGACUUUGGAUUGUCUAAGCUGAGAAAUAGAAACAAUGUCAAUAGUAAUUCAGAAUUCUCAAUGAUUAGAGGAACAAGAGGAUAUAUGGCUCCUGAAUGGGUUUUCAAUUUACCAAUAACAUCUAAAGUGGAUGUUUAUAGUUAUGGGAUUGUUUUGUUGGAGAUGAUAACUGGAAAAAGAUCAACAAUGAUGAAUAUUGAAGGAGUUGAUGGAGAAGUGGCAUAUAAUGGAAGGUUGGUAACUUGGGUAAGAGAGAAAAAAAGGAGUGCAUGUUGGGUGGAAGAAAUUAUGGAUCCUUCAAUAGUGAUUAAUUGUGAUUUAAUUAAGAUGGAAAUUUUGGCUAAAGUUGCUUUGGAGUGUGUAGAGGAAGAUAGAGAUAUUAGGCCUAAUAUGAGCCAGGUGGUUGAGAUGCUUGAAAGUAAUCAAAGACUUGUUGAGUGAUGCAUGUUGCUACAUUAGAUUAUUUGGUCUCUUAAUCUUAGACAAAAUAGAUAGAGGAUUGAUAAACCCACAUGGUUUAUCAAUGCAAAUAAUCUUAUGCUUGGGAUGAAAAAAGUUUGAUAAAUUUGUAUUAAAAUAUGAGGAAUUUUCAUUCUAGCAAAAAUUUGAUAAAAAAUGAAUAAUUGUUUAUUUAA
This is a messenger RNA of Medicago truncatula (barrel medic), 3542 nucleotides long. Its product is annotated as putative receptor protein kinase ZmPK1. Bases 895 to 3348 code for a protein of 817 amino acids. Lineage: Eukaryota; Viridiplantae; Streptophyta; Magnoliopsida; Fabales; Fabaceae. Gene Ontology annotation, biological process: protein phosphorylation; recognition of pollen. The record is from RefSeq and is a predicted model, not a curated record. Gene Ontology annotation, molecular function: protein serine/threonine kinase activity; ATP binding. The transcript is spliced from 2 exons.